GAGGCCCUUCGCGCUCUGCACAUGCUCCGAGGGCCCUUCUCCCCCCCCCCCCUUCCUCGCUCCUCCUUUCCAUGCAUCCAGGCGGGCGCAGCAUGGGCAGCAUCCUCUUCUUUCUCCUCCUCCUCCUCCUGGGAGCAGUGUCAGAGGUCUCCGGGCUUCAGGGGUCUCCCAGCCGAACGCCGAACACCAUGAAGAUGCCAAGGAGAUCUCAAGCGGCUCAACAGGACCCUCUCCUCUCUUCCGGGGCUUCUGCACGGGCUCUCUUCCCCUCUCUUCGACCACAACCAACUUUGCCAGCAUUGUCCACUGGUCUGCAUAGAGAAUCUCCCACUGAAUCAGUAGACCGGGCAACGAGGAGGCCUCGAAUCCCCGGAACAGUGGAGAGCAAGGAGUCCCUGGGUGUCUCGGGAAGCAAUGGCCACCCCCGUUUGCCCCUGCCUCUGGUCCCGACCAGGUUCGUCACCCUCCUUCCCAUGCUGGCCUUGCUCCCUGCUUCUGUUUACCCCAAAGAUGCCACAGAAGCAGCACCAACCCCCUCGCCUACCUCGCAAGGAGACCCCAGCCCUGGCUUUGCAGGCUUACUACCCUCCGCUCAGAUGUCCUUGCCACCGCUUCUGGGCAGCUGGACCGAGGCUGAAAAAAGGACUAAAGACACUAAGGAUGAGAGAUCCAGCUCCACCACAGCUGAAGGGUCAGAGGGGGCUCCAACGGAGACUCCUUGCAACUAUGGGAGAUUCUGCAACCCCACGGUCCAGGUCGGGGGCACGAUUCUCGCUUGGACACAGCAGCCGGCCAUUGAGCCAGCUCUUCCCCGCUCUACAACCUCAAGGCAAAGGGCAAAUAGAAUAGAAGUGGCCUCGACAUCCGCUCAGAGCUCUCAAUGGAUGGCUACAGGAAAAGUACAGGUUAGUGAGGACUCUGUAGGACUGGAAACAAAGCCAGGCCUCUUCCUCCAAAGCCAACCUCCAAAGCAUUGGAUCUAUGUGCACCCAGCGUCCCCAAAGUCCGGCGAAGAAGGCUUUGGUCCCUCAAUGGCCAAAGAGGAGGGGGAUGUGCCUCAGGAUGGUUUGUUUGGGAGCUCAGUUGGGACAACAGCCUUUAUGCAGGAGAGCAGAAAUGGCACAGAAACCCCGGCAGGCGUUCCAACGGCAUCCCCAUCUGCAGAGUCCUCCUCCUCCUCCUCCUCCUCCUCCUCAUCUCCAUAUUGGACAAGAUCCUCCAGCAAUAGUCCCAACCCUACCCUUAUCCUUGGAGUGGGGUCUUCUGAUGACUCUCGGACCCCUGGCUUGCUCCCGUUGCCCACCAACCAGGACUGGCUCUCUCUGGAUGCUCCCAAUGGGUCGGCGGACCCCUCUCAGGGCAGCCUGGGAGCUUUGCCAUCUUCGGAUGUUGCAGAAGAGUCACCCACCUCGGGAGAAGAAAUGGGAACUCUCCAGACCCCACUGGAAUCCUCUGCAAAAGGACAGCCAACACAGACCCCCCACAGCCGGUCCACACAUGCUGAACUGGACCCCAACCCCACCGAGGUUGCAGACAGUCCUCGGGUGUCGAUAGACCCCACGGAGAGGCCAUAUAGGCUUCCCUCUCCUUCUGCAGAGCAAGAAGGGACUCCGUCAGGAUCUGUGACGGCAGGGACCCCCAUUGGCCGGACUCUGGGGACAAACGGGUGGCCCAUAGGCACCUCCCAUGCCACGGAGGAGGCCCAGGAUACAGAACUGCCCCCCAAAAUGGCAACAUCUUCCAAUCUGCGUCCCAAAAAUGCAACCAUGGUGCCCGAGUAUCGCUCUGCAACCCAAGAGACAUCUCUGGACAGGACUCACAGUUGGGAAGUGGCAUCUGGACCCAUGGAAGAGGUCACCUCUCUGUCCGGGACCCCCCAGGGCUUUUGGAACACCUGGCCCCCCAUGACGGCCCCCGACCCGGGCAGCGUCGCCAGGGAGGAGCCCCCGGUUGCUAGCACUUGGCUCCUGGCCUCUGGGUCAGAGGAGGAGGAGGAGACCACAGGGAAGACCCCGCUGAGGGAAGGUGGGCCCAGGGCACCCCCCGUCUUUGUGGCAGAGAACCAGCCGCCCCUCCUGAAAGCCGCUCUGCUGCGCGUUUCCUGUGAGCUUGUCCUGGACAUGGACUUUUCCAGGAGCCUCCGAAACCCAGAGUCGGCUGAAUAUCAGAGUUUGGUGCUCAGCAUCAAUGAAACGGUCACCCCUCUUUUGGCCUCUUUGCCCGGAUUCCAGUGGCUGGAAGUGAAGACCAUACGCCCUGGGAGCGUGGUGGUGGAGUUUGAUGCCCUCUUCCUGGCCAAGGCUCCCGGUCUCUGGGCGGCCCUGGACCGGUCGGCCCUCUCGGAGCGCUUACCCGCGGGGCUCUGGGUGGGCAACGCCAGCCUCCUACGGAGCAGGACACAAGAGAGGCACCUGGAUCCCUGCGCCACGCUCUUCUCCUGCCACGAGGGAUACGAAUGCGUCGCCGCCACCGAAGGGGCCCUCGCAAGUGCCGCCUGCGUCUCCGUCUGCCACCGGGACUAUUGCAAGAACCAGGGCAUUUGCACCCAUGCGGCCAACCAGACUCCUGUCUGCCAAUGCCCCGUGGGCAGUGACUUCUGGUUCCUGGGCCUCCGCUGCGACUUCCGUGUGACCCAGCAGGGCGUCCUGGGCGUAGCCUGUGGCCUCCUGCUCAGCCUUGUGGUGCUCGGCCUGGCCGUGGCCGGACUGGUCAUCCGCAGGGUCCGGCUGCUGCUGCUGGAGGCCAGAGCCGACCAGACCAAGAGCAGCUACCGCCGCUUCUGCCGCCUGGACGAUGUCUCAGCCCACUACUGGUCCGAACCGUGGCUGGCCUCGGCCAGUUCCUUGGACAACCCGGCCUUCAGCAACUCCGAGGAGCUGCUCCACCUGCAGAUCCUGGACACCGGCUGCUACGGCACUCAAGAAGAGCCCUUGGCUCCCGGCGGAUAUGGAAACCCUAUUCACGGCAACCUCCAUCUUGGCUCCAUGGGGCGGCCCAGCUCCGCUUUGCGUUGGGAGGAGAGCUCCCUCGGCGCCAAUGACCCCAUGAUCGACUCAGGGAAGGCCAGCGAGGUCUCCGUCUGCAGCUGGCCCUUGGAGCCCAUCCAGUGGAGCCCCUUCCCCGGACUCCAGCGGCCAAACAGGGAGCCAACGCCAAAGUCUCCCCGGCCCCUUUCCUGCUGCGAAGGGAUGGAGCUGGUCAGCCUGGAGAGAAGCUGGACGGCCUGAAUCCUGCGGGUCAAAGUGCUGUUUUCAAAGAAUGGAUCUUCAAUAGUAGCAAAACUCUAACCUCAGACUGCGCAGUCCGCAGCUGUGGGUCUCCAGAUGUCAACGUCUGAAGGGUCAACCUGGCUGGCACUUAAGAGGCUUGGUGACCAUAGAGAUAGGUUCUGUCACCAAUGAAGCCGAAGAGCCGGACUCUGCAGGAAGGGAGACAGUCCAGAGAAAAAAGAAACCGGAUGCUCCAAUAUUAUUGUUGUGUGUAAAGCUGUGAUCGAGGUAUAUUAAAGAGAAGUCCUUUUUCCAAAAAAAAAUUAUAUAUA
Messenger RNA from Anolis carolinensis (green anole), 3541 nucleotides. RefSeq names its product mucin-5AC. Gene Ontology annotation, biological process: nervous system development. NCBI's taxonomy places the organism in Eukaryota, Metazoa, Chordata, Lepidosauria, Squamata, Anolidae. The transcript is spliced from 10 exons. The record is from RefSeq and is a predicted model, not a curated record. Bases 72 to 3227 code for a protein of 1051 amino acids.